GUUACAUUCUUCUGUGCUGUUUGUUCUCUAAAUGAAUUGACUUUUUUAUCAAUUCAAAGUCAAUCUUUGGUAACAUGUUUCAUAUAUAACCAUUUUAUUGUAGCAGAUCAUAGAGAGAGACAUAUCAAUGGUUGAAUUCAUGUCUUCAGAAGAGUUUGAAUCAUCAAGUUCUUCAAGGGGUAGAAAGCGUCGCUAUAGACAUUCACCUUACCAGACUCAAAUGCUUGAAACAUUUUUUGAGCAAUGCCAACACCCGAAUGAAAGACAGAGGUGUCAGCUGGGAAAGGAAGUGGGACUUACACCUCUUCAGAUCAAGUUUUGGUUUCAAAACAAGAGGACUCUUGUCAAGACACAGAAUGAGAAAACAGAAGGGCAUGCACUGCGGGCAGAGAAUGAAAGGCUGAAAAUAGAGAACAUAGCGGCGAGAGAGAUGCUAAAGGAUGAGUAUUGCAAAGCAUGUAAGGGUAUUUCUUGCACCAAAGAAGAUCACCUACACCAACUUCGCUUGGAAAAUUGCCAACUCAAUGACAAGUAUGAAUACCUAUGCAACCUUCUUGCCACCAUGGGCAUCUCAGUUUCAAAAAAUCCGUCACUCCAACGGCUGCCUUCUAUCGGAUCUUCAUCGGAUGGCUCAGAAAAUUUCUUGGGAAAAAGGAUGAGAGGCCUUUCACUUGGAUCUUCAUCCAAUGGCUCAGAAAAUUCCGUUGAUCACACAUUGAAAAGCCAGUUAAAGCAGGUGCAAGACUCGGACACAUUGCGAAUGGUUCAGACUGUUUCAAAUGCCAUUGAUGAACUGACGAGCCUUUUCAUCAUGGAUCGUCUGUGGAUAAAAGAUCCCAUUGAUGGGAGACACAUAAUUCAGAGAGAAAAUUAUGAAAAGAUUUUCUCGAGAACAAGUCACCUCAAAAGUUCACGUACUCGAUUCGAGUCAUCAAGAGAGGAGGCCAUUGUGAGAAUGAAUGGAGCUCAAUUGGUUGAAAUGUUGCUGGAUUCGAGUAAAAGGGUCGAUCUUUUUCCAACGAUCAUCACAAAGGCAACGAUUCUUCAAGAACUUGGAAAUCGAAUACCAAGAAACCUUAGCGGUUCAUUGCAACUGGUAUAUGAACAAGUGCAUAUACUUUCACCACUGGUAGGGCCAAGAGAUUUCUACUUCCUUCGAUACUGUGCAGAAAUGGGAAAAAAUGAAUGGAUGAUAGUGGAAGUAUCAUAUGAUAUAUUUGAUAAGAUUGAGAGCUCAACACAACAACAAGAUCAACACCACCACCAACCACAUAGUAGCUCAGCCACUCCGUCGGCUCCACCUCCGUCGCACUCAUGGAGACUUCCUUCUGGAUGUUUGAUCAGAGACUUGAACAAUGGCUGCUCCACGAUAACAUGGGUGGAACAUGUGGAAGUGGAUGAUAAGGUGGUAACUCAUAGGCUGUAUACAGAUUUCAUAUGUCGGGGAUUGGCAUAUGGUGCUGAUCGAUGGCUUCUUACUCUUCAGAGGAUGUGCCAACGUUUUGCUUUUCAAUUCUUGCCUACUCCACUUCCUGAUCCAGGUAAUAUCAAGCUAAAUGCUGAUGGAUGUGCCAAGGAAAGUUUGGAAAAAGCUAGUUUUGGGAGGAAUCUUUAG
Molecule: messenger RNA, 1615 nt
Organism: Camellia sinensis
Lineage: Eukaryota; Viridiplantae; Streptophyta; Magnoliopsida; Ericales; Theaceae
Source: RefSeq, a predicted model, not a curated record